AUGUCUCUGGACUCAACCUCUGCGGCUCCACCAUCAUUGAACAGCAGAAUAGACGAGCUUCGUGGUGAUGCCGCAAGUCAAACUGACGCCACAGAGCACACCCGAGGCGAUAUUACCCCCGCAGUGCCCGCCUCUCUUCUCUCCCCUUCCUUCACCCCUCCAGCGACACCAGGUGGCACGAUAAACCAAGCGCAACUACUUCAGCAGACUCAACAACCCACGCACACUAAACCGCCUAAGCUCCUCUCCUGCCUUCCAAAUGUCGAGUGUAUUGUUCGCGCACGGAUCCCAACCACCAAUGGGGCCGAGAUGUUCCUUCACCUCUACCACAAUGACUUGGACAACAAAGAGCACUUAGCAAUUGUGUUCGGAAACAGUAUCCGAUCCCGAAGUUUGGACGCAAUCCGCCCGGGGGAAACGGAAAUGGACCGAAUGAUUCGUGGGGCCUACAUCGGUACCCUCCGUCCCGGCCGAGUGAGCAGUUGGUAUGACAGCUCCGCAAAUACUGAGAGCGCUUCUAGUGGACAAGGGCGGAGCACCCCAGAUGCCCCUGUUUCGUCACAGACAUCAGAGUUAGCACAGAGUAGCACAAACCAAGCGCCGCUGGUUAGAAUCCAUUCGGAAUGUUACACCGGCGAAACGGCAUGGUCCGCGCGCUGUGAUUGUGGUGAACAGCUCGAUGAGGCGGCACGUUUGAUGUCUCUCCCGAUGGAAACUUUGAAUGAGGUGGCAUCCCAGCAAGAUUUAUCUGUGCCUUCGAAUGCAUCUGGAGGCGUGAUCAUUUACCUCCGCCAGGAAGGCCGCGGGAUCGGUCUAGGAGAAAAGCUUAAAGCGUAUAAUCUUCAAGACCUUGGAUCGGAUACCGUCGAAGCUAAUUUACUCCUUCGACAUCCCGCGGAUGCCAGAAGCUACGGUCUUGCCACAGCGAUGUUGGUGGAUCUUGGUCUAGGUGUUGAUUCCAACCCACAUGGAAUCCGCCUGCUUACCAACAACCCUGACAAGAUCCGGGCGGUCGAGGGACCGAACCGGGAAGUUGUUGUGAAGGAAAGAGUACUGAUGGUGCCCUUGGCCUGGCGAACAGGUGGAAAGAUGGGAAUUACGAGUACUGAAGUCGAGGGCUACUUGCGGACCAAGAUUUCGAAGAUGGGCCAUAUGCUCCAAUAA
Aspergillus oryzae RIB40 is the source of this 1164-nucleotide messenger RNA. RefSeq names its product GTP cyclohydrolase II. Gene Ontology annotation, molecular function: GTP cyclohydrolase II activity. The transcript is spliced from 2 exons. The record is from RefSeq and is a predicted model, not a curated record. Lineage: Eukaryota; Fungi; Ascomycota; Eurotiomycetes; Eurotiales; Aspergillaceae. Gene Ontology annotation, biological process: riboflavin biosynthetic process. The coding region runs from base 1 to 1164 and encodes 387 amino acids.